AUGACGGGUCCAGACCCAAACUUCCCGACAGACGACGCGCUCCUCCAAGCAGUUUCCGAGAUUCGCAUCACUCUCAAUGCUGAUAUGGCCAUCUUGUUCGAUGUCUCAUACCAGCGAGUCAAGAAAGUCGCACCGGUCUGGCAUCCAGACGAUCAAAAGAAGCUGGCAGAUGCGCCGGUCCUGCAAAGCAUAUGGGACUAUUACGUGGCCGCAGCGAACAAAGUCGGACUGCGGAAGGAAGAGAUAGGUGCUCAAUUUGAGAUGGAGUAUGGUGUGCCAUGGACACUCAUGCCGAAGGCUAAGUCGGAAUGGACAGGACCGGAAGCGCAGGCCCUCAAGGCUGAUUUCAAGAAGGAGGGCUUGAAGGUCAAGAAGGAACUGCUGAAGAUCCCGGGAGCAAAGCAAUACAUCCCGACAGAUGAGAACGGCGAGAUCAUAUGGGAUGAGAAAAAGAAUGGCCAAUUCGCUGUCUUGGUUGUCAAGAUUGACAAGCAAGAUGGUUUGACAGAGUUUGGAGAGGUCUAA
This is a messenger RNA of Pseudocercospora fijiensis CIRAD86, 525 nucleotides long. RefSeq lists its product as uncharacterized. Bases 1 to 525 code for a protein of 174 amino acids. The record is from RefSeq and is a predicted model, not a curated record. Lineage: Eukaryota; Fungi; Ascomycota; Dothideomycetes; Mycosphaerellales; Mycosphaerellaceae. The transcript has 2 exons.